Molecule: messenger RNA, 5377 nt
Organism: Apodemus sylvaticus (European woodmouse)
Lineage: Eukaryota; Metazoa; Chordata; Mammalia; Rodentia; Muridae
Gene: Cc2d2a
Product: coiled-coil and C2 domain containing 2A
Exons: 38
Coding region: 399-5258 (1619 amino acids)
Biological process (GO): non-motile cilium assembly; protein localization to ciliary transition zone
Cellular component (GO): ciliary transition zone
Source: RefSeq, a predicted model, not a curated record
GCUGCCACACCAGGAGCAACCUCCCGUACCUCAGCCCACCCCUUCACUGAUUUCUAAAAGAUUCCCUGGCUUGACACACCUGGUCUCUCAUCUCAUCCCUCCGUCCCAGAAAGUGGAAUCCAGAAGCUUCGUUUUAUAGAGUGGCUUAAGCAUCCUAGCGAGGCUUUGAAGAAUUCCAGAAUGUGCCCAUGAAAGUGGAUCUGAAUAGCAACUGAGCCAUUCAUUCGACAAACACACAUGAACUGUCUGUCUACUGAGUGGCCUGGGCAAGGCUCUGGAGAUAAACAACACGCAAAGUGGCACUCCUGCUCUCUUGAAGUUCUAUCCUAACAGUGAUGGACAGACACUGACAUAUAAUUACAAAGGCUGAUUGGUGUCAGGAAUCCGUCACCGACAAGAUGAAUCCGAAGGAAGAUAAAGUGAAAAUAAUUUCAGAAGACUUCACUGGAGAUGGUGUGGAUGCAGAGACAGGAAGACAGAAGAAUUCAAAGGUCCGAAGACAACAGAGAAAGAAAAAGCCACCCAGCACUCCCCCAGAGGAAAUGGUGUCAGACAAAUUCCAAGAUGGUGGGCAGCAGGAAGUGGUGGAGGAAGAGCCUGAAGCCAAUCUCCUGAGCUUGACAGCCCGUCAGGGCCCCCGAAGCUUACCUCCCAUCCCUUCAGCUUCCAGAACUGGCUUUGCGGAAUUUUCCAUGAGGGAACGCAUGAGGGAGAAGCUUCAGGCUGCAAGGUCCAAGGCAGAAAGUGCAUUGUUGCGGGAUGCCCCUACCCCUAAGCCCCGACGCCUGCGUAGUCCCAGAGAGAGGGAAACAGAGACUGAAUUUGGCACAGAGCCAAGUACAGAGGUGCAAGGCACUCAACAAGAAGCCGACACCAGGAGUUAUUCCAGAAUUAAGUUCCAUGAUUCUGUACGAAAAAUCAAGUCAAAAUCCCAGUCCCCUCCUGGUUUCCCAUCUGCAGAAGAGGCCUAUAAUUUCUUUACUUUCAACUUUGAUCCUGAGCCAGAGGAAUCAGAGGAAAACCCACCAGUGAAAGGUGGAGAUAGAGCUCAUCAAGAGGAACAAGAAGGAGAAGAAGGAGCACAGGCUCAAGAGAGAGCAAAGAAAACGGAAGAGGAAGAGCUACUUAAUGGUAAGGAUGCCGAAGACUUCCUGUUGGGCUUAGAUCCCACAGCCCAUGACUUCGUGGCCAUCAGGGCUGCAGAGUACAAGAGUGCCCACAUUCAGCUGCAGAAGGAAAGAGAAAUCCUCUUCACGCCUAGCCGGCUGGCAGUGCCGACCUAUAAAAAGCUUCCUGAGAAUAUACAGCCCAGAUUCCUGGAAGAUGAAGGUCUCUACAUCGGGGCAAGGCCAGAGGUGGCGCGCACCAAUGAGAACAUCAUGGAGAACCGACUGCUGAUACAGGAGCCUGGAAGGAAGUGGUUUGGAGAUGAUGGCAGAAUCCUGGCACUGCCCAGCCCCAUCAAGCCAUUUCCCUCAAGGCCAUCACUGUCCACACAGGUGCAAAGCCCCAAGGCCGAACUGGAGACUUUUUAUAAGAAGGCGGAGAAGUAUGUCCACAGUAGACAGCAUAUGAUCGGAUCUGGAGACCCUCCAGGAAAUUUCCAACUGGACAUCGAUAUUUCAGGCUUACUCUUCACUCAUCAUCCCUGUUUUAGCCGAGAGCACGUCUUGGCAUCCAGGCUGGCCCAGUUGUAUGACCAGUACCUUGCAAGACAGCAAAGAAACAAGACAAAAUUUCUUACAGAUAAGCUUCAAGCACUAAGAAAAGCUGUUCAGACCAGUCUUAACCCAGAGAAACCUCAUCAGUCUCUUGACACGACCCAGAAAACCAUCAACGAGUAUAAAUCUGAAAUUCGGCAGACUCGAAAGCUGCGCGAUGCUGAACAAGAGAAAGAUCGAACACUGCUGAAGAGCAUCAUAAAGGUCUGGAAAGAGAUGAAGUCACUACGGGAGUUCCAGAGGUUUACGAACACGCCGCUGAAGCUCGUCCUGAGAAAGGAAAAAGUUGACCAGAAACUGGAUGAGGACGCGUAUGAAGAGGAGAUUCAGGCUGAGAUCCGUGAACUGCUGGAGGAGCACAUGGAAGAACAUGCGACCAAGAUGGAAGAGUACAGAGCUUCUCACCAGCAGUGGAAGGCCUGGAGGAGAGCCCAGAGGGCCAAAAAGAAGAAAAAGAAGCAAACAGAGGAACAGCCUGUGGAGGAGGAGGAGGCUGAGGAGCCCUUUCCUGAGGAAGAGGUUAAGAAGCCCAUCCCCCCGGAGCCCACUGACCCAGCUGUCAUAGAGCAGCAGGUGCGGGAGAGAGUAGCCCUCAGCAGGAGGAGGCCAGGGGAGCCCACACUCAUUCCAGAGUUGAGUCUGGCAGGGAAUGUGACCCCCAAUGACCAGUGUCCCAGGGUGGAGGUCUCCAGAAGGGAAGACGUCAGGAGGCGCUCUGUGUACUUAAAGGUGGUCUUCAACAGCAAAGAGGUGUCGAGGACUGUUAGCCGGCCUCUAGGGGCAGAUUUCCGAGUUCACUUUGGACAGAUUUUCAACCUGCAAAUAUUCAACUGGCCAGAGAGUUUAAUGCUUCAGGUCUAUGAAACGAUUGGUCACAGUGGUACUACCUUACUAGCCGAGGUCUUCCUGCCUAUCCCUGAGACUACCCUUGUCACAGGAAGGGCCCCCAUAGAAGAGGUGGAGUUCAGCAGUAACCAGCAUGUGACAUUAGACCACGAGGGAGUUGGAAGUGGGGUGCCCUUCUCCUUUGAAGCCGAUGGCAGCAAUCAACUGACUCUAAUGACGUCAGGCAAAGUGUCCCACAGUGUGGCGUGGGCCGUUGGAGAAAAUGGGAUUCCUUUAAUUCCUCCACUGUCACAGCAGAAUAUUGGAUUUCGAAGUGCUUUGAAGAGAGCAGAUGCCAUCUCAUCCAUUGGCACAUCAGGGCUGACGGACAUGAAGAAGUUGGCCAAGUGGGCAGCAGAGUCCAAGCUUGACCCCAACGAUCCCAACCACGCCCCGUUGAUGCAGCUGAUCUCGAUUGCUACCAGUGGUGAAUCCUACAUCCCUGACUUCUUCCGACUGGAGCAGCUGCAGCAGGAAUUCAACUUUGUUUCAGAGGAGGAAUUAAACAGAUCCAAACGUUUCCGACUUCUCCAUCUUAGAAGCCAAGAGGUUCCAGAAUUCAGGAAUUAUAAACAAGUUCCAAUAUAUGACCGAGAAAUUACAGAAAAGGUAUUCCAGGACUAUGAGAAACGAUUACAAGACAGAAAUGUAAUUGAAACCAAGGACUACCUGGACACGCACAGAGCCACAGUGGCCAAGUAUCUUCAGCAAGUUAGAGAAUCAGUGGUAAAUCGCUUCCUAACUGCCAAACACCAUUUUCUUCUUACUGAUUUGGUAGUAGAAGAAGAAGUCCCCAAUAUCAGCAUUUUGGGCCUAAGCCUUUUCAAGCUGGCAGAACAAAAGCGACCCCUGAGGCCACGGAGGAAAGGUCGGAAGAAGGUGACAGCCCAAAACCUGUCCGAUGGCGACAUAAAGCUGCUGGUGAACAUUAUCCGGGCUUAUGACAUCCCUGUAAGGAAACCUGUGGUGAGCAAGUUCCAGCAGCCAUCGAGAUCUUCAAGAACUUUCACUGAAAAGCAAACUGCUUCUCCUAGCACACACAGCCCACUGCACAACGCUGACUACCCCCUCGGCCAGGUCUUAGUCCGGCCUUUUGUAGAGGUCUCUUUUCAAAGAACAAUUUGCCACACAACUACAGCUGAAGGACCAAACCCCAGCUGGAACGAAGAACUUGAACUUCCGUUCAGGGCCCCAAAUGGCGACUACAGCACAACCAGCUUACAGUCGGUGAAGGAUAAUGUGUACAUUAACAUUUUUGAUGAAGUGCUGUAUGACGUCCUAGAGGAUGACCGUGAGAGAGGAAGUGGGAUCCACACCCGUAUUGAGAGACACUGGUUAGGAUGUGUGAAAAUCCCAUUUAGCACUAUCUAUUUCCAAGCAAGGAUUGAUGGCACAUUUAAAAUAGACAUCCCUCCAGUCCUCCUGGGCUACAGUAAGGAGCGCAACAUUAUUAUGGAGCGAGCCUUUGAUUCCGCCCGAAGCUUGAGUGAGGGCUCCUACAUCACCCUGUUUAUUACCAUUGAGCCUCAACUGGUUCCUGGGGAGCCCAUUCGAGAGAAGUUUGAUACCCAGGAAGAUGAGAAAUUACUUCAAGCAACUGAGAAAUUUCACACUGAAUGUACCUUAAAAUUCCCCCGUCGUCAAUGCCUCACAACAGUGACUGACAUGAACGGGAAAACAGUUUUUAUUACGCGUUAUCUCAAGCCUUUAAACCCUCCACAGGAGCUCCUUACUGUCUACCCCAACAACCCACAGGCCACUGCGGAGCUGGUAGCUCGGUAUGUGUCCUUGAUCCCUUUCUUGCCUGACAGCGUUUCAUUUGCUGGAGUCUGUGACCUGUGGAGCACAUCUGAUCAAUUCCUUGAUGUCCUGGCAGGGGACGAAGAAGAGCAUGCAGUACUGCUAUGCAAUUACUUUCUGUUUCUGGGAAAGAAAGCUUGGCUGGUGAUGGGCACUGCGAUUCCUGAGGGUCCAACUGCCUAUGUGCUAACUUGGGAGAAAAAUUACUACUUAAUAUGGAAUCCCUGCAGUGGACAUUGUUAUGGACAGUUUGAUGCAUUCUGCCCCUUGAAAAGUGUGGGCUGUUUAAUUGGUCCUGAUAAUAUUUGGUUUAAUAUUCAACACCAUGAUUCGCCACUCAGGAUAAAUUUUGAUGUCACAAAGCCCAAACUAUGGAAACCUUUUUUUUCACGAAGCCUUCCAUAUCCUGGUCUGUCCAGUGUUCAGCCUGAAGAGCUAAUUUAUCAACACACAGACAAAGCAGCCACUGCUGAACUACAAGACAGGAUUGAGAAAAUCCUAAAAGAAAAACUCAUGGACUGGAGGCCACGCCACCUGACCCGAUGGAACAGGUACUGCACGUCCACCCUGCGCCACUUCUUGCCUCUGCUGGAAAAAAGUCAGGGAGAAGAUCUAGAAGACGACCACCGGGCGGCGCUGCUGAGGCAGCUGGGGGACUACAGGUUCUCUGGAUUUCCUCUUCACAUGCCUUACUCUGAGGUGAAGCCUUUGAUUGAAGCUGUGUACAGCACUGGAGUGCAUAACACUGACCUUCCUAAUGUUGAGUUUGCUUUAGCUGUAUAUAUCCACCCUUAUCCCAAAAACGUUUUGUCUGUUUGGAUCUAUGUUGCUUCUCUUGUACGGAACAGGUAAUUUUUUGAUGUGCUUUUUAUAUCACAUAAAGAGUAUUGGUAUGUACAUUUUAAAUUAUAAUAGAAUCAAAAGAAAAUAUUAUUUUGAAGUUAUGAAAUAAAAUUACCAUCUGUAUAAAA